Ceratina calcarata is the source of this 3167-nucleotide messenger RNA. Its product is annotated as protein takeout. The record is from RefSeq and is a predicted model, not a curated record. Gene Ontology annotation, biological process: multicellular organismal reproductive process. The transcript has a single exon. The annotation marks the transcript as partial. NCBI's taxonomy places the organism in Eukaryota, Metazoa, Arthropoda, Insecta, Hymenoptera, Apidae.
UCCACUUUAGUCGUAAUAAAUAAUUAUCAUAAAACUUCUGUUCCCUAUAUUAGACUCGACACAGAAAAGAAUCGAUUGAAAUUGAAACUGUACAUCCCGCGACUGGAGAUGACAGCGAAUUACUAUUUGGAAGGUAGAAUCAUGUUGUUGCCGAUCACAGGAGACGGCAUCAGCCACGGGAAUUUCACGGACAUCGAAACCGUGAUCACGCUGCAGUUCGAACGUUAUCAGGACGAGGUGACAGGGUCAGUUCAUCAAAGGGUGGAUGAUAUCUACGUGGACUUCGAGAUCGGCCACGCAGUUGUAUAUUUGGACAAUCUGUUCGACGGCGACGAGACACUAUCCGCAGCUAUGAAUCUCUUCCUGAACGAUAAUUGGAGCACCGUGAUAGCAGAGAUCAAGCCGAAGUUGGAGGAGACUAUAGCUCGACUGGUCAGGGAUUUCACGAAUACGAUAUUCGAAGUGUUCCCGGAAGACGUCCUUCUACCACCUUAAAGCGUAUACUAAAUUCUUAUCUAACUAUUUUUAUAUUUUUUUAAUUUUUAUUACUUUUAAACGCGUUUCAAAUGUUUGCAUGGAAACAUUUUUUAAAACGCUCGAUUCGUACGUGCAUGACCCUGGAGAAAGGCUAACAGUCUUACUGGCUUGCUAGCUGUGUAACUAUAUUGUAGGCGCCGGUUAAAACCAGUUUUACACCCACUUCGUUCGUUCAUUUAAUUAAUUAUUAAAGAAUUAAAAAAUGACUUCCACGAGAGAUAUUUAAUUUAACGUGACAAAAUGUAAAUAUGCUCUUAUGUUAAGUUUAGAACGAUGUAUAAUUUUUCAUUAUUUUUUUUAUUAGGACUGAGCCUUGCAAUUGUCAAUAAUUUAUCUAUAGAACUAACUUUCAAUUACAACCGAAAACGGAGUAAUUUCGAAGUUUGAUCAAUAGUAAUCUCGUACAGUCCUCAUUCCUGAAUUGCUCUUCUAUAAUUAUACUAUUGUGAAAGAUGCCACGAAUAAAUAAUAGAUAGCAACGAGUUUCAUGCAUUUUUAGACCAGCUAAUUGCAUCCAAAUUACUAUUUUUAAUCCGUCCUGUCAAUCAUCGCGACAAGAAUUACGUUAAUAAUAAAUCGUUCUACAAUCAUACUAAAAUAUUUGUUCAAAAUAUAAUUCUUCUGACAUUCUUUAUUUAUAAUAAAUUUUUGGAGUGUACUGUAACAUGCGAAUGCUCUUGCAGUUGGUAUGUAAAAAUGAAAUUUGCAGACUAAAAAAUUCUGAGUAAAAGUAAAGUCGCGAAUAUCAAGGCAACGCAGUCUCAGUGAACCUUUUUACGAACGAUUGCACGCACUCUUUGUUCGAUACUGGUUUUGCGAUAUAAAAAAAGAGGCGAAUGCAGUUGCUCAAGGUGACCAAAAUGACUGGGAACUUCGUAAGCCGAAUCCUGCGUAAAUAUUAUAUGCAACCUUUGGAAUUCAGUGAAUAAUAACAGAGAGAUCAAAGAAGCUGAGCUAAUCACUUUUUCUAUGCAGUUUCUAUAAAUAAGCAAAUCCCCCUUUCAGUUCGAUGAAUAUUAAAACAAUUCUCUGCUGUGAAAUUCCACAAAAGUAUCAGCAAUUAUAUUAGCAAACAAGACUAAUAGGAUGAUAUCCAUAAUUUAAAAUAAAUUAAUGCCUCCAGACGAGAGUCAAGGACUGCUUCUAUUCAAAGCAGAGUAGAAUGUCAUUUCGCGUGAAAUUAGCAGGAACUACAAGAUUUCCUAUAAGAUUUUACUGAAUUUUUUUUAAACUCGUUAAAUCUGCGUUAGAAAGCCAUUUGAAUUAGGGGCACGAGCGUAAAACGUUCAAAGAGUGUCGACACUAUACAUCUGAAUUACGAAUUGGGUAACGGCUACAUGUUCCUUCGGGAUUUCUCCAAACACCGUGAAACAGAAAGUUUCAAGGUGUCCAAAAAAUCGUUCAUUAAAACUAAACCGAGUUCCCCAAAAACUUACCAUUCAUUCAGUUUUAAAAAAUAAGUAGCAAAAUUUAAACUCGAUAUUACGUGUCGUGUUUUAUUAUUCAAAAGGCAUUCACAUUUAUAUUCAAAAGUGAAUAUCGUAAACGAAUGAUGAAGUAAUUUAAAGAGAAAUCAUUUAUUGUUUAAAAGAAUAUUUAAAUUCCUGUUAAAAACUUUCGAUGAUAGAAAAUUCUGUACUUUAGAAUUAAACGCGUAUUGUUGAUCGUAUGGAAAAGAUCCUGCGAAAUGCAGCGACUUUCCACGUCGUUCAUUUCCGAGUAAUUUGUCAGCUAUUCGAUGCACGCUUCCUAUCAAGGACUAAUUCGAAAAAAGACAAUGCCGCAUUACAAAUUCAUGGCCAGCAGUGCGACGAGUAAAAAAAUACGUGACGUACUGGCAUCGACCACUAAUAAACUGUACAGCGACUUAAAAUAAACUGUCAACUUUUAAAUAAAUCUGUCUACUGUCAACACUGCUAUUAUUAAAUUUUUAUUAACUCCCAUAGGGAGGUACGAAUACAAAUUAUUUAAUUAAUUAGCAUGGCAUUAUAAUUUACUGUCUGAAAGAAAUUAUAAUAAUCACGGGAGGCCCUUUUAAUUCACUCUAAUUGAUCGAUUUUGUCCAUUUAGGGAAAUCCGGAAAAUGAAUUAUAGUAACGAAGAACAAAAUCGUUUCACAAGCGUACGAUUCAAAUAAUGUCAUUAAAGCGUUCGUAAUAGACCGCGUGGAUGAUGCUUAGCUCUCGCAAUGAUCCAGCAAACCGCGGUUACGCAAACUGCGUUGUUCGUUUGUCGGUGCACAGAAUUUUUCUAAGCCUGGCUAUUAUGUCCGUCCACCGUGCAUUGUGCAAUGAUCUAAUUUAAAUGUCGCUUAAGUAAGAAUUACAAAAUUGUCGUUUCAGUGGUGUCGAACGUUGCUCCAGAACUGUCGACGAAUUUCACGAGGAACGUGUAAUUAAUUCGUUGAUGGAAGAACAUUGAUUGGCACGUGACACCGGAAAAUUUUUAGUGACAAUCAUAUCUUACGUCACGAUUUCAAUGUUUCUACGAAUGCAGUUUCGAUGGAAUAAAAUUUGUACACCUUUCGCCUCGAAUUGUAUGUUGAAAUGAAAAUUAAAUUCAUUGUGAAAAUUCGAAUUGUAUAGAGAAUAAUAUUUAACCUUUGGAUCGUGGAAUCGUCGUGUGCUUUC